CUAUGGAAGGUCUUUACUAACUGUCAAAAAGCUAGCUAUUUUGUUAAUAAUUAUUACAAUGUUGCGUUAUAUUUCUUAAUAGUUGUUAUAUUUCAAUGUUUAUUUGUGUUUGAUAAAUUCAGUGUGUUAAAUUUAUACGAUAUGGAGUCUGACUCUGCUCUUCAUGAUGAUGUUCCCGAUGGCGCGGAAAUGUCUCCUUUGAUCGAAAACCAAGCAGAAACAAUAGGAGAACUUGCUGAAAACAAUGUAGCGGCGGAUGAAUCUGAAGCUGCUCCGACAACAGAAGACGGAGUAACGAAUGGAGGUGCUCCAACAAGUAGCAGUGAUGUUUUGGGUCUAGAGCCAGGUGUAAAUCAGGAGAAUGAAGAGGAACCGGCAGCUGAGCCAGCAAAUCCUGAGGCAGAAGAGGAGAUGGAUAUAGAUGAAACUACACCUGGAACUGUUGGAGAUGAGUCAGCAUAUAUUGGAGAUAAUUGCUUGUCAACUCCAGCUGAGACUGAAGACAAUUCACCCCAAGAAGAACAAUUAGAGCCUCUACUGAAGGAUCAGGGUUUAGACGAUGAGGAUGCUGAGAAGGAAGGAGCAAACACGGCGCAGGAAGAGUCCCCCGACCAAUCGAUAAGCUCUGCCAUGCCCGUUGAAGGUGACAGAGCACCUAUGAUUCAAGAUGAGGAAUCCAGCACAAUGGAUGAGGACAUGGGUGGUGGAGAAGGUGUGGCCAGUAGUGAUGAUGUAAAUGACAUAAGCAGUGCUGCUCAAGAAGUUUUGAGUACGGGCAUCAGUUCAAGUACAACAGAAGGUGGCGCAGACAUAUCAAGCAGCGGACAGAGUGAAGCUGCUCUUAUUUCGUCCACUGCCAAUGGCCCUGCUAUACUGCAUUCCUUUUCUGUACUGCCACAGCAGCAAGCCAAUGAAUUCAGUGAUGCUGACACGUCAGAGAUGGAAGGAGCAGCAGACACAAUGCCCUCUGUGAGCGAGUCUAUGCCGCUUCUCACUAUGUCUGCCAAUGGAUCAGCUCUGCUUUCACCAAAUUUAAUGCAAGCGGAGGAGAGCGGCGCGGGCGUGUCGUCGUCGGGCGCGGGCGAGGGCGCGGCGGAGGGCGAGGGCGCGGUGAGCAGCUCGGGCGCCGCGGCCAACGGCGCGCCGCCGCUGCCGCCCGCCGACGCCGCGCACGCGCUCGCCACGCUGGCCAGCGCCGCGCUGCACCACCACGAGCAGGCAGAACCAGAGGAACAGAAACAACAAAAUGACGAGGAUGUUUGGUACACUGUCGGCUUUGUGAAGGGAACAACAUUUACGGUUCAAAACUACAUAUCUGAUCCUAAUGUGGAUCUUUCAAAUUUGUCACUGGAUAGUUUACCGGACUUCGCCAAUCUGCCUACAACACCAUUAGAACAUGGCACGGCAUACAAAUUUAGAAUUGCUGCAAUUAACUCUUGCGGUCGAGGUGAUUUCAGUGAGGAAUCUGCAUUCAAAACGUGUUUGCCCGGGUUCCCUGGGGCACCAUCUGCUAUUAAAAUCUCCAAGUCAGUGGAAGGAGCGCAUUUGUCGUGGGAGCCGCCUCAGGUUGCUGCGGAGGGCAUCUUUGAGUACUCCGUGUACCUCGCUGUGAGGUCUAACACUCAACCGAAGGAGGCCUCGAAGUCCCAGCUGGCGUUCGUGCGCGUGUACUGCGGCAAGGCGAACACGUGCGUGGUGCCGCAGGCGUCGCUGGGCGCCGCGCACGUGGACUCGUCCACCAAGCCCGCCAUCAUCUUCCGCAUCGCGGCGCGCAACGACAAGGGCUACGGGCCCGCCACGCAGGUCAGGUGGCUGCAAGACAUCAAGUCAGCGGGUGUGAAGAGAGCAGGCGAGGGCCGGUUACCUGGCGCGUCGCCGUCGAAGCAACCAAAACAAUUACUGCACUAAAUAUUAAUUUUAACUACAAUUCUGAGGUUUUACUUAGAGUACUUUAGUAAUAUAUCGAUAAUAAGUAAGUAAUAGACAAAUCUUAUUGCCUUUCUGUGCUCUUAGCAUAGUUUUAUCGUACACACUUCGCAAAUAUAUUUAGGUGUUUUGUAAUGAUGUUGUACUACAACAACUGAUAAUAUAGAUCUUUGAUUUUCAUCCUGGAACUGCGUUCAUGUGUGACGUCUUUUAAUGUUGAAAUAAUUUUGACUCUCAUUAUUGUUGACGCAAUAAAUGACUGAUGUUGUGUAAGUAUUCAAGUGAAUAUAGUAUAAGUGCAAAAUUAUAUCUAUUAUAUAAAAUAUCCUUGCAGAAAAUAAACAUAAUUUUUAAAAA
Melitaea cinxia (Glanville fritillary) is the source of this 2283-nucleotide messenger RNA. RefSeq names its product host cell factor-like. The transcript is spliced from 13 exons. The coding region runs from base 142 to 1908 and encodes 588 amino acids. Lineage: Eukaryota; Metazoa; Arthropoda; Insecta; Lepidoptera; Nymphalidae. Gene Ontology annotation, molecular function: protein binding; transcription coactivator activity. The record is from RefSeq and is a predicted model, not a curated record. Gene Ontology annotation, biological process: regulation of DNA-templated transcription; chromatin remodeling. Gene Ontology annotation, cellular component: histone methyltransferase complex.